AUGGCAUACUUGAGACAAUUGUCGAUAUUGUUAUACAAGGAUUGGUUGAUAAGACUCGUGAACCCAAUCGCCACGAUCUUCGAGCUGUUCCCGGCCCUCGUGUUGGCCCUCAUCAUCGCGUGGUAUACAAUCAGCACCAAAUUCAGUGCAUUCAAUGCCAACAUUGAAGAGCACCACAAACCAGACACUGUCCUACACCUCGAUGCCAUCCGAGGCCCGUAUGCCCUCUAUUACACCCCAAACACAUCAUUCACUUGGGAUCUAAUAAACACAUUGAAGACAAUCAGUGGUUGGACUGUCACCGCAAUGAGAGACCCGGAAGAGCUCCGGGAGUUUAUGAGCAAUACGACUAACAAUAGUGGGAAUACCCGUCUCGUUAAGACAGUUAAUGACAUCCCAAUUAAGACUGAGAAUCAGACGGGUAUUGUAUUUGAGCCGACGAUCGGCAAAGAGACCAAACAUUUGAAGUAUACGUUCAUUUGUGGCCGAAGUUUGCUGGAUAUGAGUCACAGGAAAGAUGAAGUCAUUGUGUCCGAGAGGUCGCCGUAUUUGCCGGACUUCAUCGAAACACAAGUCCUUAUCAAUGAGGCGUUCCUCACAAAAGUGGCCAAAGAUUACGGUGUGAACCACAAGAAGACCAACGAGAUUGAGUUCUGGAUGUUUCCCGGAUUCAAAGACUCUGACACCCGGCCAUUCAAUCGCAUGUCCAGAGGUGACCUCAUAUCGGUGUCCAUAGUGUCUGGGUAUAUCGUGUUGUGUCCGCUGAUUGUCCGGCGGGUGACGAACGAGAAGUCCAUUAAAGUCAAAGAACUGAUGCGAAUGAUGGGAAUGUCUGAUUGGGUCUUCUGGUCCUCCCAUCUCAUCAAUUAUCUCAUUGUCAUGUCUGUCCACACAUUCAUAUUUACAAUGCUCUGGUGUUAUGGCUUUCCGGCGAUAGGUGUGGGCGAUGGUCGGGCACUCUUUCACCUCAUAAAUCCCAUCCUAUUCUUCAUAAUUGUAUUCAUUUUCUGCAUCCAAACGAAUCUGUUUUGUAUGGCUUUCUCCACACUAUUCAACGGACCCGUAGUGUCCGUCAUAGACGACGCAUACACUUUGCGACUCAUUUCGUCGGUAUAUCCGACGUAUGGUCUGACGUGGACUAUGGCUUUGAUCGGACGGUGGGAAUGGUUUGGAGUCGGAGUCGGAUUUAAAGAGCUCUUCUCGAAGGUCCCGUAUAUUGGCUUAGGAUUAGGGGAAGUACUGGUCGUACAGAUACUGUCGUGCCUUUUGUGGGCGUUUGUGAUCUGGUAUUUGGACGCCGUUUGGCCCUUUCAGUACGGAGUGCCACAACCCGUGUACUUCCCGUGUCAGCCCUCCUAUUAUUGGCCACAAAAGUCCCGUUCAGUAAAAGAUGUCGAAUCGACGGCCAAUUCGGAUGCGAAUCCAAACAAUGAAAGUCAACCGAAAGACAACAAAGUUAUGAUAUCUUUGAGAAAGAUAUCAAAAGAUUUCGGUGGCGGACGAGGGGUUAAAGACAUGUUUUUAGAUAUCUUCAGCCAACAAAUUACUGUUUUGUUGGGACAUAACGGCGCCGGAAAGACCACUACAAUGAAUAUGAUUACCGGUAUAUUCCCUCCGACUUCGGGAACAGUUCUCGUCAACGGAUACGAUGUGAUGACAGCCACCAGAGAGGCCAGAAAGAGCAUUGGGUUGUGUCCACAGACUUUAUACCGUUUUGAAAGACUUCCCGAAAAACAGUUAAAUGCGGAAAUCGAUAGAGUAUUGUCUGUCAUCCGACUGACAGACAAGAAGUUCUGGAGAAAAGUCUUGAUACUGGAUGAGCCGACCUCUGGAUUAGAUCCAGAAGCUCGCAGAGGGAUAUGGGAUGUAUUGCAAGAAUUAAGACAAAAGAAGACAAUACUAUUGACCACUCAUUACAUGGAAGAGGCGGAUGUAUUGGGCGACAGAAUAGCCAUUAUGUCUGAAGGUGUCCUCAAAUGUUGUGGAUCUGCAAUGUUUCUGAAGAAGCGAUUUGGCGCCGGAUAUCACCUGAGAAUCUCAAUGUCAGACAAUUAUAACAAGGAAGCGGUCGAUGAGAUACUCAAAAGACAUUUACCCGACAGUCGUCUUCAGAGCGAAAUCAAUACUGAAGUCAUUUAUUCACUCGAAUCGGAGAACACAUCCAAACAAACCGAUAAAAAUGUUUUCCCGAAACUGUUUGACGAACUCGAGAGUCGGAAACAGGAGAUCGGUAUCCAAUCGUUUGGCAUAACUGUGACCACAAUGGAAGACGUCUUCUUGAAAGUGGGUUCCGAUGGAGAGGUCGACCACAAGUCGAAGAAUACUGAGACUAAGACAACGAAUUACACAAACCUGAUUGGAUUUAAACUCAUUUUACAAUCAGUUUACGGUUUAUUAGUGAAACGUUUUCAUUCCAGUCGUCGGCAUUGGUCUACCGUUUUGUUUCAAAUCAUAAUACCGGCGCUUCUCUUCAUUCUCAUCCUCUAUAGUGACGAUAGUCUUAAAAACCGAGUCAUAAACAUGGAGUUAGCGGUGAAACUCGAUUUAGAAGAACUUUAUGGAAAGACAUUUGGAUUCUUCAAAGCAAAUGACACCAAUUCAGAAGACUUUGGCCUCAAAUACUAUAUUCCAAACGCUAGAAGACAUGGUAAGUCUGCAACGCUUCUGAAGACUGAGAGUCCAAACGAAUGGCUGAUAACUAAGUCUAAGAAUUUCGAGGAAUAUUAUUUUAUACCACAAAUGAGAAAUGACUUCACAAUUACCACAACUAAUGAGAUACCGAAACCCAAGAAUGAGUUCACUGAAGAACCUGGAUCCAAUAUCGCCAAUGCUAUCGUCACAUGUAUUCUUCUAAUACCAAUAGCCCUACCAAUUCUGGGCGCCUCAUAUGUCGUGUAUCCCAUUCAAGAAAGGGUUUCAAAGUCAAAGUUACUUCAAUUGAUGACCGUCCUAUUCAUGUUAAUUAUCUAUAUCUGUGACAUAAACUACAUAUUCUUUUACGAUUCAGAGGCUGUCUUUGCAUUAUUCCUCUUACUAUUCACGUUUGGAUUGUCUUCCAUAGCCAUAGCCUAUUGCCUGUCAUUUGUAUUCAGUUCUCCGACAAUG
Oppiella nova is the source of this 3105-nucleotide messenger RNA. Lineage: Eukaryota; Metazoa; Arthropoda; Arachnida; Sarcoptiformes; Oppiidae. The record is from the annotation of a GenBank genome assembly.